AUGUCGGUGCUCCUUGAGACCAGCUCUGGAGACAUUGUUAUCGAUCUCCUGAUCGAUUACGCUCCAAAGCUUUGCGAGAAUUUCCUAAAACUAUGCAAAGCAAAAUAUUACAACUUCUCGCCUAUACACUCCGUUCAGAAGACGUUCUCGUUUCAGACUGGCGAUCCGCUUGGCCCUAUGUCACGAGAAUCCGAUGGCGGCACUUCAAUCUGGGGCCUGGUUUCCGGAGACAGCAAGCAGAAAACAUUCCCGGCUUUCUUUCAUCCGAAACUGAAGCAUCUCGAGCGGGGCACAGUUAGUAUGGCCACGGUCCCAUUAGACACAGAUCCGGACACACGCGUUGCGGCCUCCCAGUUCAUCGUGACGCUUGGCGAUGAUACCGACUACCUGGACGGAAAAGCCGCCAUCUUCGGCAAAGUAGUCGAAGGCUUCGACGUGUUGGAAAAGAUUAACAACGCCUUCGUGGAUGACCGGGGGUAUCCUCUGGUCGAUAUUCGCAUCAAGCACACAGUAAUUCUCGACGACCCAUACCCGGACCCACCUGGGCUGAGGGAGCCCAGUAGUUCGCCUCCGCCGAGCAAGGCCCAGCUUGCUACGGUUCGUAUCGCAGACGAGGCUGCCUUACACGAGGAGGACGGCUUGGAUGAAGAGGCACUGGAGAGACAGCGACGUGAACGUGAGGCUCGAGCUCAGGCCUUGACUUUGGAGAUGAUGGGUGAUUUGCCUUUUGCUGAGGUCGCUCCCCCGGAGAACGUCCUCUUCGUCUGCAAGCUGAACCCAGUCACCACGGACAGCGACUUGGAACUGAUUUUUGGUCGGUUCGGUAAGAUCCUCAGCUGUGAGGUCAUCAGGGAUCGCAAGACAGGGGAUAGCUUACAAUACGCCUUUAUCGAGUAUGCAGACAAGGCCUCGUGCGAAGCGGCAUACUUCAAGAUGCAGGAUGUUCUGAUUGACGACCGGAGGAUCCACGUCGACUUCUCGCAAAGCGUCAGCAAGCUCAGCGAGGUGUGGAGGAAUGACACGAACAAGAAGCGCAGGCAAAACGCUUCCCGCGGUGGCUGGGGAGGUGUCAGGGAGCUAGAGAAGAGGAGGCAGUACCGUGAGCAAGACGACGACGCCGAGGACACCAACUACAACUUGGUCUAUGGCGCAGAGGAGAUGAAGGGCCGCCAUGAACGGGUUGAGGGGUCGCACAAGGACAAGGACAUACCAACGGAAAAGACCCGUCCGAGUAGCUCCCCGGACCGCCGAGGCACGGAGCGGCAACGGCACCGAAGCCGGAGCCGGAGCCGGAACCGGAGCGAGAGCCCGAGGCACCGCAGGGCUGGAGAUCGGCUCAGGCCUGACGAAAUGGAUGUUCGAAGAACUGAUGACCGGUCUCGGUACAAUCGGCGACGGGACGAGUGGGACAACGAUUGGAGAGACCGCCGAGACCACCGAGACCGCCGAAACCGCCCAGACCGACGAGACCGGGAUCGAGAUUACCGAGAUGGAGACCGAGGCCGGGACUACGACAAUCGUAGACAAAGACAAAGAUAA
Sodiomyces alkalinus F11 is the source of this 1539-nucleotide messenger RNA. Its product is annotated as cyclophilin-like protein. The record is from RefSeq and is a predicted model, not a curated record. The transcript is spliced from 2 exons. Bases 1 to 1539 code for a protein of 512 amino acids. Lineage: Eukaryota; Fungi; Ascomycota; Sordariomycetes; Glomerellales; Plectosphaerellaceae. Gene Ontology annotation, cellular component: nucleus. Gene Ontology annotation, molecular function: RNA binding; peptidyl-prolyl cis-trans isomerase activity. Gene Ontology annotation, biological process: protein peptidyl-prolyl isomerization.